Molecule: messenger RNA, 664 nt
Organism: Paramecium sonneborni
Lineage: Eukaryota; Ciliophora; Oligohymenophorea; Peniculida; Parameciidae
Source: the annotation of a GenBank genome assembly
AUGAAUAAAAAUUUGAAUAUUCCUUCUUCUAGUUCAAACAACCCUUAACAAAAGCUAACCAAAAUUUAAAAAAUAAUCUAAUAAGUUGAUUAAGAUGUAUUUAAGAUAUUUAUUUCAUAGAAAUAAGAAUAUUUUUUUGAACUAUUAAACCAGACCCUUAUGGAGAUUCUAUCGAAUGAGGUCGAAUAUAAUUUAUUUGAAUAUAUAAAUGAAGAUAUAACAAUAGGAUAAUGUUGGAAUUUUGAAUUUGAGGGUAAAAAGAAUUUUAAAGGAAAAACAAUUGGUGGUAAGGUUAGUAUAUACUUUUCAGGUGUUUUGAUAUUUUAAUCAGAUCAUCCUGUUAGAGCUCCAGAAUUCUAUUUUAAUCCUGUAGAAUCAGGAGGUUAGGUCGAUAGGGUUAUCCAACAUGAAAAUAUUUAUGGGGGUAAAAAGUUCUUUCUUUCUAGACCAUUCAUUGUGUCACCCCAUAUUUUUACCAUAUGUUUGGAACAAAAGAAAGUUUGAUCCAUUUGAGAUUUUACAAAAAAUUUAGAAUAGAUUUGACAAUCCAAGUACAGAAGAUAGUGUUUAAAAUCCUAUGUUUUUUUCAAAAUCAGAAUAAGAGAAAAAGGAAAUUCAAUAAAAGUAAGCAUAAUUCUUACCUGAUUUUUUUUCAAUGUCAUGA